AUGGUUGGCGCGGCGCAGUACUUGGACGAUGAGAUUGACUGGGUUCUCUCCGCCGUCGUCGGGAAGAAGAAGCAGUCGUACAUCCAGACGCACUUUCAUGAAAAGUUUGGCCGCCACCUGAACCAUAACCAGAUUCGAUAUAUCAAGAACAAGUACGGCAAGGAUCCCAGGUUCAACAGCCCGUUGGUGAAUGCUCGACCUCCAAGGGUCGCCGUAUCGCCGAAGCUUGGUGGUGGUGGUGGUGGUGGUGGCCGCAAGGAGCACAACGACGAAGGUGAGCAAGACGACGAGAAUGACGUUAAUCUCAGAAGCCCCAGCAGAGCAGGGCCGUCGUCACAACACAAGGUAGGGGAACGGAGACGAGAGCUAAAGGACGAAGCGGCGACGACGACAACACCACGGAUGAAGCGCAAGAGGAGCGUCGAUGAGUCGAGCGACCUUAGUGAACGGCUGGUCAAGAGAAUCACCGGGCCACAGCGAGCAGACUCUCGACCUGAAGCGGCUGCCUCUCGAGAGUCUACCCCAAGGGCCGCUCAAGGCAGGACGCCGCUGCAGCAGUGGAAGAGGAGCACGAACACGACAGGUCUCCAGCCCUCUUCGCUGGGCGUCCAAUCGAGCUCUCCGCUGGCGCUGUCCCUGGCGGACAACUACUUCGACACCACCCUGCAGACUGGGGGACACAGCAACUUACCUGCCCAGCAGCAACUCGACACACUGCCGUUUCUGCACACGACCGACAUGUGGACGGCUCCUGUGCAGCCGCAGGACACCUGGCCAGCAGGCAAUCUAGCAGCUCUUCCGAGUGGCGGCGACAGCGCGGUGCCCGAUGCCUACAUGUCUGUCUAUCCAGCCUUGCCUGCUACGACGAUGGAGGACCUGUAUCGUCCUGUUGAGCAGACUGCCGGCAUAAUGUCCCAGAUGCCCGUCACCACGCAGUAUCAGCUGCAGAUGCCGUCGAAUCAGCCAAUGCCCUAUUCUACUCUGCAGUUCUCGCCUGCUUUGCCGGACCUUGCCCCCUCCCCCUUUCAGCACCAUGUCGAACAACAGCAGCUCCAGCAUCCGAGCCAGAGAACUCACAGCGGGCAGCAUCAUCAGUAUCCCGUCGACGCCUCUUCCUUCUCUCAUCUCCCCGUCUCCGAGACACAAGCGACCCCAAACCUGGGCAACAACAACAACAACAACAAUAACAGCAACAACCACUCCGUCAUCACAUACCAGCCCAUGCCGACUUUCCAGGAGCUGUCCACCGGGACGCCGUCAGCCCAGCACAUCACCAACCUGCCCAUCCUGACGAUGACGCCCCCUUCGCCAUUCGACUUUCCCGCCUUCACCCCCGUCAUCUCGCCGCAGUCCGCCGACUUUUCCUUUCAGAACGCCCACUUCACGGCCUCGGCGGCGGCGGCAGCGGCGGCGGCGAAUUCAACUGGCCACAGCUUCACACCGUCGCUCAUGGGUCGUCCGGAGAUGCAGCCUCAUCACCACGCUCAUCCCCCGACACCCUUUGAGCAACAGCAGUCACAGCAGCAGCAGCCGCAGCAGCAGCUGUACAUUGAUACGCAGCUUCACCCAGAGGACUUCGCCGGAACAAUCGAUCCGAAUAUCCUAUUCGGUCCUCACGGCGAAUACUCGGCGGCGGCUGCGACAGUUGCGCUUCAACCUUCUUCGGCGCCCGAGGAUGCCGUGUGA
Trichoderma reesei QM6a is the source of this 1686-nucleotide messenger RNA. RefSeq lists its product as uncharacterized. The transcript has 4 exons. NCBI's taxonomy places the organism in Eukaryota, Fungi, Ascomycota, Sordariomycetes, Hypocreales, Hypocreaceae. Bases 1 to 1686 code for a protein of 561 amino acids. The record is from RefSeq and is a predicted model, not a curated record.